AUGGCGUGUUCAAAAUUAUUUUCAGGAGAUUUACCUGAGUUAAUAAACGAAGUUGUACAAUAUUUUCGUUAUGAUUACAAAUCGUUACAUUCAUGUGCAUUAGUUAGUAGAUUAUGGUGUCGUUUAGCAAUUCCUUUAUUAUGGGAAGAUCCAUUUUCAAUUAAAUUUCCUAAAAAUUAUCACUUUAUUGAAAUUUAUUUACAUAAUUUAAAUGAUUAUGAUAAAUUAAAAUUAAAUGAAUAUGGAAUUAGUAAUGAUUUAUUCCCUUCAAAUAUAUUAUUUAAUUAUCCUAGUUUUAUUAAAUGUUUAGAUACACAAAGAAUUAGUAAUUCUAUUGAAAAUUGGGUUACAGCUGUUGGGAUGAUAACAACUAAAUCACAAUAUCUCAGAGCUUCCAUACAAAGUACAAAUUUAUCCUCACAAAUGUUAAUCUUUACAAAAUUAAUUUGUAGAUUAUUAUUUUUAACGUUCAUUGAGAAUGAAGUAAAUUUGUAUAAGUUUGAAAUUACAAUGAUCGCACGUAAAGAAUUUGAAAUUUUUGAUGAGAUUUUUGAAUUAAUAUUACAAAAUCCAAAAUUCAUUUGUAAUAUUAAAGAUUUUAAACUAGAUUUUAAUACAACGACCGAAAAUAUAAUGAAAUUUUUAAUCUUUCUUCACUCAAAUUGUAAUUCAAUUUCAUCACUUUAUUUUCUAUUUACAUCAUGUAACAAUAAUUAUCAAAUGACUGAAAAACAUUUAUCGCAAAUGAUUAAUUCUCAAAAAAAUCUUAGAAAGCUUUUACUUGGUUUUAAUGAUUUCCCCUUGCACUAUUCACUAUUAUCAUUACAAAGUCCUAAUUGUUUAAAUACGUUAAACACAAUUAUAUUUUAUUAUGUUGAUUUUAAAAAUAUAACUGUUUUAACUGAAGUUUUUAAUCAAUUGAAUGUUUUAGAAUCAAUUCAUAUUAUUUAUUGUCUUUCUCUAAAUUCUAGAUUUAUUCAACAAAUUAAUAAUGUUACUAAACCACUUAGAUUAAAAUCCUUAUUUUUGGAUGAAGUAUUACAAAUUGAUGAAUCAUUAGAAUUAUUAAUACAAAAAUCUGGUAGUUAUUUAGAAUAUUUUGGAAUUAUAAAUUACGAAUCACAACAAUUACUACGAUUAAUUAUAAAAUAUUGUAGUAAAAUUAAAUUUUUGGGUCCUACUUGGAUGGAUAGUCAAAGUAUUUAUUUAUUUUUUAAUUUAAUUGAAAAUAUUUCUCAAAAUCUUAAUUAUCUUUUAAUUGAUUCCCUUGAUGUUGGUUAUGAUAAUCAUUUUAGUUCAAUUAUAUUACAAAAUUUAGGACAAAUUCUUCCAUUUAAUUUAGAAUAUUUGAAUUUGAGUCUUACAAUUAAUACAAGUGAUUUUGAAGUAUUCUUGAAAAAUUCUCAAAAUACUUUUAUUAAAAAAUUAUUAAUCAGUAAUAUAAAGAAAAAUGAAAAUGAAGAUAUUUUCCCUUAUAUAAGAGAAUAUAUUGUGAAAAGGAAAAGAGUUAAAUAUUUAUCUAUUUUAGAAUCCUUUUAUGGAAAAUAUGAAGAUUUAUUUUCUUUAAAAGAAGUAGUAGAAGAAUUUGAAUUUUAUUCUAUUCAAGUUCUAAAUUAUGAUGAUUUAUUCAUUGAUAUUUAUGACUUUAUAAAUUUUGUAAAAGAAAUAGAUUAG
Rhizophagus irregularis DAOM 181602=DAOM 197198 is the source of this 1674-nucleotide messenger RNA. RefSeq lists its product as uncharacterized. NCBI's taxonomy places the organism in Eukaryota, Fungi, Glomeromycota, Glomeromycetes, Glomerales, Glomeraceae. The record is from RefSeq and is a predicted model, not a curated record.